Papilio machaon (common yellow swallowtail) is the source of this 931-nucleotide messenger RNA. RefSeq names its product dnaJ homolog subfamily C member 9 (gene DnaJ-10). Lineage: Eukaryota; Metazoa; Arthropoda; Insecta; Lepidoptera; Papilionidae. Gene Ontology annotation, cellular component: nucleus; cytoplasm. The transcript is spliced from 5 exons. Bases 83 to 880 code for a protein of 265 amino acids. The record is from RefSeq and is a predicted model, not a curated record. Gene Ontology annotation, molecular function: heat shock protein binding.
UGAAAUUUCUUUGUCAAUCUAUUUAAUACACCGAUUCGUUAAAUAACAAUAUUUAAACGUCACUUGACUACUAAAUUACACAAUGGGCCUUUUACAAUUAUGUGAACAGUAUUUUAAUACGUCUAAUCUAUACGAAGUUUUUCAAAUACCUGAGAAGGCUACGGAGAAAGAAGUAAAGAAAGCCUAUCAUAAGUUAUCUCUAAAAAUACAUCCCGACAGAGUAAGUGAAGAUGAGAAACUUGAAGCUACUGAGAAAUUUAAAGUUUUGGGUGCAGUACAUGCCAUUCUCAGUGAUAAGGAAAAGAGAGCUAUCUAUGAUGAAACAAAAUGUGUUGAUGAAGAUGAUUUAAGUUUUGAACGUGAUUGGUCAGUUUAUUGGAGAGGAUUGUUUAAAACAGUAACCGUAGAAGACAUAAUAGCUUAUGAAAAAAAAUACAUUGGUUCACAAGAAGAAAAAGAUGAUCUAAAAAGUGCAUAUCUUAAUGGAAAAGGUGAUAUGGACUAUAUCCUUGAUCAAUAUCAGUUUGAUCGAUUGGAACACGAAUCUAGGAUCAAAGAAAUUCUUACAGAAAUGAUUGAAAAUGAAGAAAUUCCAGCAUAUAAAAAAUUCACAAAUGAAUCAAACAAAAAGCGUCAGAAGAGAACUGCAAAAAUAAAAAAGGAAGCAAAAGAAGCAGAGGAACUAAAAUCUGAAUUAGGUUUAGGUUCAGGUAAUAACAGUUUGGAAGAAAUGAUAAAACAACGACAACAAUCAAGAUCAAUAGAAAUGGAUUCCUUGAUUGAUGACAUUGCAGCAAAAUACGGUGGCAAGAAGACUAAAGCUACCAAGCGUAAAACACAAUCAGAAGCAAAAGGAUCAAAAAGGAAAAGAAAGAAUUAAAAAAACAUAUUUAAUUAACUUCCAAUGUUAUAAGUUAUUUUAUUCAAUAUU